CGAAGAACAGAGAAAGUUCAGAGUGACAGAGAGCUUCCAUGGGACAGUGGAGAAGCAUAGUAAAGGAGGCUAUCGAUCGCACAGCCAUUAUAGCCAAGUUCCUCUGCUUGCUUCACGUUACCAACAACUAUCUCUGUUCUCCCACUCUGGUGUACGGGCCUAGCAUGCUUCCGACCUUGAAUCUGACCGGCGAUGUUCUUUUGGCUGAACGUGUGUCGCACCGAGUGGGCAGGGUUGGCCCCGGCGACGUCGUGCUGGUUCGAUCUCCUCUGAAUCCGAGGAAGACCUUGACGAAGCGCAUUGUGGGUGUUGAGGGGGAUAAGGUCAAUUUCUUUCCGGACCCUGCCAAUUCCAAUAGGUGUCUGACGGCUGUGGUUCCGAAAGGUCAUGUGUGGAUUCAAGGAGAUAAUGUGUAUGCUUCUAGUGAUUCGCGGCAUUUCGGACCUGUACCUUAUGGUCUGAUUGACGGGAAAGUGUUUUUGAGAGUCUGGCCACCAGAUUGCUUUGGACCAUUGGAACACUGAACUCAGAUUGGCCUAAUUUAAAAGAUAAAUUGCUGGUUCUUGGGUGGUGGUUGUGAAAGACGGAUAAUGCUUGGCUCGUGCAAGUAUUGAGCUAUACAAGAUGGUCUUCAAUCUAGAAGAAGGUUUUGUAGUCUGUUUAUGAUGAACAAAAAGUUCAAAUGACAAUGGAAUUGUGUAGCAGUGAUGGUUUUUUACAGAAGGGAUCUUAGAGGAAGGCAGAGGAGGUAAAGGAGUAUCUCUCUUUCUUUUCAUAGGCAAACCCAUGUCGAAGAAAUAUGUUGCCAGAGAUCUUGAGAGCUAGAAGUAGAGUCUAAAUAACUCCACAUGAGAGUUGGAAAUCUUGAAGUAUAGUAAAUUUUGAUAUUCCCAAAAGAAUCAUCAUUUUGACUAUAUAACAUAUGGUUACAAAUUUUGAUAUAGGUAGCAAGUAUAAUGUAACCGCCCAAGUCCACUACUAGCAGAUAUUGUCUGUUUUGACCUGUUAUAUAUUGUGAUC
This is a messenger RNA of Cucurbita maxima (winter squash), 1020 nucleotides long. Its product is annotated as mitochondrial inner membrane protease subunit 1. The coding region runs from base 39 to 524 and encodes 161 amino acids. The transcript has 5 exons. Gene Ontology annotation, molecular function: serine-type endopeptidase activity. Gene Ontology annotation, cellular component: mitochondrial inner membrane peptidase complex; membrane. Lineage: Eukaryota; Viridiplantae; Streptophyta; Magnoliopsida; Cucurbitales; Cucurbitaceae. The record is from RefSeq and is a predicted model, not a curated record.